AUGUUUCUUAUCUUUGGCAUUGAUAGGAUCAAUGAAUCUAAAUUUAUCCACGCAAUUGUUGAAGAUAUCUCAUGCCAGGUAAGGCCUCCACAUUUAUACGUUGCCCAAUAUCCCGUUGGAAUAGAGUCCCGUGUAAAGAAAAUCAAAGGGCUUUUAAAACUUGAGAUGAAUGACAUUUGCAUGGUGGGAAUUAUAUUUGGAAUUAUGGGAAUUGGUAAGACCACUAUUGCGAAAGCAAUCUAUAACUCGAUUGCUUAUCAGUUUCAAGGUAGCUGUUUUCUUGAAAAAGUUAGUGAAACUUCUGGGCAACCGAAUGGUCUGGUCAGAUUGCAAGAAAAGCUUCUUUAUGCUAUCCUAAGAGACUCAAGUUUGAAGGUCGACAGUGUUGAGCAAGGGAUCAAUUUGAUAAAGCAAAAGCUUUCCUCUAAAAAGGUUCUUUUAAUUCUUGAUGGCGUGGAUCGGUUGCUCCAAUUAGAAGCAUUAGCUGGACAACGUGCUUGGUUUGGCUCAGGAAGUAGAAUCAUCUUCACAGCAAGAGAUACAAAUUUACAAACUGAAUAUGAAGUUGAUGCAACAUACGAGGUGAAAGGAUUGGAUCCCAAUGAAGCUCAUCAGCUCUUUUGUUGGCAUGCCUUCAAAAAAGACAAACCUGAUGACGAUUACGUGGAACUCACAAAACAUGCAAUACAUUUGGCCGGGGGAUUACCAUUGUCAUUAGUAGUUCAAGGAUCGUCUCUAUGUGGUAGAAGUGUAGCUGAAUGGAUAACUGCAUUUGGUCUUUAAAAAAGAGUUCCUGAUAGUUCUCUUGACG
Messenger RNA from Alnus glutinosa, 811 nucleotides. Its product is annotated as disease resistance protein RPV1-like. The record is from RefSeq and is a predicted model, not a curated record. The transcript has a single exon. NCBI's taxonomy places the organism in Eukaryota, Viridiplantae, Streptophyta, Magnoliopsida, Fagales, Betulaceae. Gene Ontology annotation, biological process: defense response. The coding region runs from base 1 to 783 and encodes 260 amino acids. Gene Ontology annotation, molecular function: ADP binding.